GUUUUGCUGCCCUGAUGCAAGGUCAUCUGUGUAUGGAAACACUCUUCACAGAUGUGCAUCCAUGGUUAGAAGUGCUGUGAAGCAAUACAGGGUCUCAGUUUUGCUCAUACUGUGACUUCAGUUCCUGUUUCCAUCCUAUUCAGUCUCAAUGUGUAGAUUUUGUGGCUGAUGCUGGGCAGGUGUCUCUUAUGGGAGCCUGGGCAUGGGGGUGAUUCCAGACAUGCCUUCGAUGGGGGCAAAAUGUGACACUGAAGUUCUGCCCGUUUGUGAUGGUGGCCUUCAGGGCCCUGACCCCUCAGUUGCACUGUGUGCUCCUGUUUUUCUGAAACUGUGUCCUAUUCCAUGAACAGAAAUAGAAAGUUGGCUGGGGCUUUGUCCUGUUCCCGGACGUGGUGGAGGCCCAGGGGAGCGGGGCGGUGUGACUCCGGAGCAGAGCCUUGUGCCAGCAGUAUCCCCGCCUUUGCAGAGGGAUGGAGUGACAGGCUGAGCAGACGGGCAAGGGUUUAAGCAGAGUGUCUGCUUUGGUUUGAUGGGACCACUUCCCACAGACUGCGGGGCCUCAGCAAGCUAGUUGAUAAUUUUUUUCCCAGUUUUGCCUUAGCUCAUACUUUUCUGCCUGUGGGAAGAGCAAGUCAGUGUCAAAGUGCAGGGCUUGUAGUUGGAGGAAGAAACAAUAAGACCAUUCUCCCUCCAAAUCCUGACUAUUUAACUUCAGAGCUUGACCUGCUGUGCUGGCAGCGUGAUGUUUCUGUAGCAAAUACAUCCAAAGGCCUGAUAUGAUCAUGUACCCACCAGCUCUUUAACUUGUUGAAAAGGAAUAAUGAGAGCAAAAUAUGCUCUAGAAACUCACAAUAAUGCAUUCAUUUCUGAAGGCAUGUUCUUGUGUAUGUGUCCCAGCCAAAGCCCAGCAGUGUGUGUGGUCAGUCACCUCAGUGGAGCCAGCAGAAAAGUAUGCCUGGGAUAAACUAAUAAAGGCAGAUGAACUAGCAAGAAAAUGGGAGAGAGCAAGUGAAGAGGAUGUAAACAGACAAACUUGGGGGUGGUGGGAGAAGGGGAGGUGUGUGUGACUGUGGACGUGGGCUGUGGGAAGAAGGCUGUAGCACAGCCUGGCAGAGUCCUUGAAGGCCUCUCCUACACCCUGGGACCCCAUGCCUCCUGCCCCGUGGUACGGCCGGUUCAAGGGGGCGGGAAGCAUUUGGGAUGGAGCCAGCAGGCGAGGCUGCGUGCCAAGAGUGCAUCUUAUGCGUCUCAUCCUGCAGCCAUCCUAAGCAGCUCUGCUGCAUGCUGCUUGGGGCUGGGGCUGGUAGUGUGCAUGGACACUUUCUCUGGUGCAGGCACAUCCUUUCCCUGCUAGCUUUGUCCAAGUGGCCCCACAGUGUUUUGAAACUUCUUCCUGCCCCAGAGCUCGCAUCCGGCUGCCAGGGCAUGCUGAAGACUGGAUGUGGCCCCACAGCUCAGAACGACCUCCAUGGAGCAUGCUCCCAACUAAUGGGAAAAAUGUUCUUACUGUUUGGGGCUGUUCCCAGAAUAACCUUGCAGCGAGCAGUGCGCGCAGGCCCUCGAGCAGAGCCCAGCACACACAGCUUAGUGCGGGUGGGGAUGGGCUGUCUGCUGGGCUGGGUGGUCAGCCAUGGGGAUGGUAGGUGGGCGUACAGGUCAAACUCACCUUGCUUAAAGAGAACUUCAUUAAAAUAACAAGCUGCCUAAUAGGAGUAUUUAUAGAAUCCUGCUCCUUAAUUUAAUCUCAUCUUUCACUGUUUGUUUGUUUUUGUUGUUUUUUUAAGUUCAAAGGCAUGAUAGAAAAGAAACCAAACUUUGGCGCCCUGGGGGAGAAGUGCACUGCAACUAAUCAUCUGUGUGAUUGCCGAGCCAGAGACUCCCCUCUGACCUGCACAGAGUUCACAAAAACAUUUAUCCCAGUGUGCAAACUGAUUGGUGCUGCUCCAUAUCUGUUCCAGAUGCAUCCUCAGUGCCACCCGCGUGGUGGGAGGCUGGCCUGGUGUGGCAGAGCCUGCCCGUGCUGUGGUGGCCCCAGCAGGUUUGCUGUCUGGACAGGUGCUCUGUCCACUGUCCGUGCCGGCUGUGGGCACGGGCUGUGGUCUGAGCAGCAGGCAGAGGAAGGUGCUGGGCUCGCUGGGUGCGGGCAGCUCGGCCGCAGCGGGUGCUGCUGGGGGCCCUUUGCCGGUGCCACCGCACGUCACCCUGUGGCUUCCGCCCUGGCGAGGCGGAAAGCCCCGCGCCCAGGCUGCCACCACAGAGGGCUUUGUGUGAGCUGUCACAAAGUGAGGAUUGAUGCCGUUUCCCCUCCCCCUUCUGUGCUGAGUGGAGCCGAAAAUGGCUCCCACAAAGGUGCCCUUCUUCACUGAGGACGAGGUGCCGGCAGGCAGAGGGGGCUGCUCUGCAGCACCGUGCUGUUGGUAGGGCCACCCACCAGCCUUUCUGCACUGGUGCCACGGAUGCCCAGGGCCCUGUCCUCAGCCUUGCGCGGGUGACCCGACUGCUGCUUGUGUUCCUGCCAGGGCAGCUGGGACUCCCUGCAGCAGGCCCCACGAUGGUGAGAUGGGGCCUGGGCAGCAUUCAGCAGCAGGUCCCCGGCCCACAUUAGCCUCAUUCAUGCCAUCACUGCUGGGAAUGAGGAGGCAAUGCCGGGGCUCUGCCUCAUGAGCUCUGCCUGCAUGAGCUCUCCCAGGGCCUGAGAGGGUGGUACACAGACCCUCUGCUUCCCUCCCCGAGGUGACAUGUCUGUGCCAUCCGGCUACCCCUGCUCCCCUGCCUUUGUGGAGCAAGCUGGCACUUCAUCAGGGUGGGUUUGGUGGAGGCUGGGGGAGCAGAUCUGCUUCCCUGCAAUGUAGCUGCAGCCAUGUUGGAACCUGCUGUGCAGUGUUCUUAGCAUGCUGGGGAAUAUCGUCACUUACCUGAAUUUUGCUUCAAAAUGGCCUAAGAGAAGCUUGCAUCAGCAUUAAUUAUCUUCCAGCUCCUCCCGAUGUGUAGUAACAAGUCAUCGUGCUAUUGAGAGUGGCUUGGAAAAGUUUCAGAAAACGUGCAUGAAGAACAGAUUGUAAUCUCUGUUAAAUUCAUAUGUGUUUGUUCCAUGCUGCACGUUUUAGGCAAUGGCCUCUGGAUUAUUUGCAAGGCAUCCGGAUGAGCCGGUGGGGCAGCGCAGGCAGCAGUGUGGGGUCUGUUGGGGCUGUGCCAGUGCCUCCAGCGUUCCUGCAGUGGGGUCCUGUGCUCCUUGCCAGCCCUGAGGACAGGGAGCCUGCUGGGAGAGGAGGGUGAACCCCUGCAGCUCAGGCUGCGCUUCCUGUCAUGCUUUGGAGCCUUGGGCUGCGUCGGGGGCAAAGAAGGUUUGCUUUGCUCUGUGUAUGCUGGAUGGGUGUCCAGGUGCCAAAGCAGAGCUCUCCUCUCUGUUUGGUUCAGCAAUAGUGUUUGCACCAUUACUGGUCACUAGUGUCUGUUGUUUUGGACUUCUCACGUAGACUGGCUGUUCAUGUGACAUUGUUAUUAUUUACAUAGGGCCCAGACUUGCUCUUUCUUAUUGCCUGCAGCACGAUGUUUGCUCAGACUGGGCACUGUGAAGUGUAAACCCAGGUCCCACUGGCACCAGCACUCACCUCUGCCUUUUCUAGAAGCAGAGACCACAUGCUGAGGCAGUGGCACCUUUUCCCAUCCUCCUCCUCAGCGACUUGUUUCAGCACCUCUCUUGUCCUCUCCUCCUGCUUCCUGCAACAGCAUCUCUCCGAAAUUGGUUGGUCUUAUCUGCUUUUGUCCCCUUUGCGUAUCUCCCUCCCCUGACGUUCUUGGUGAUGUGUCCCUUUUGGAAGAUGCUCAGGCCUCCUCAAGGCCUCUGUCUGCUUUGCACCAGCCCACCCUGUGCUUCCUCUGUGUUUCCUGGUGUCGAAGCUCCCUGCGGCCACUGCGGUUCUGCAUCCAUCGCCAGAGACAUCUGUGCUGCUCUGUGAAAAUGGUCUGGCUCUGGGGAGUGUGAUGGGACUGAAGACUUGUGGGGGAACCCACAGCAUGUCUUAACACCCGUAGUGGAUGAAAAGCCUCCCUCUGAAGCCAUUAGGAGCAGAAUUCUUUCUGCUUAAAAUGACAGAGCUGCUUCAACCAGCCCGCCUUGGGGUUGAAAUUUGUUCUCUGCUUGGGAGGGAAGGUAUUGGGUUUUCCCAUCAUUGCUAGAUGGAGACCAGCCCAUGGAAGCAACAAAAUGAGUCUCAGAGGCUGCCAGCCCAAAUUCCAAAACUAUUUGGCAUUGCACAAAUGUACCCUCUUAUCAAAAGCAAAUGAAAAUGCAGAAGGUGUGUCUGGCCUAAUCCUGUGUUCACCUUGGCCGUCUGGUGUGUCAGCACAGGCACUGUGGCAUGCAUGUGGGCUGUUGGUGCUCUGCCAGGGUGUGCUGCCCAGCAGCCCUUUAAUUCUGCUCCUUUCUUCCAGAAUCAGUCCAUAAUGCCUGAGGUGCGAGACCUCUCUGAUGCCUUGCCCGAGCUGCCGAUGGAUCCCAUCACAGGUGUUGGUGUGGUCGCAUCCCGGAGCCGAGCACCAACGGGAUAUGAUGUAGUUGCACAAACAGCAGAUGGCUUGGAUGCUGACCUCUGGAAAGAUGGCUUAUUUAAAUCCAAGGUCACACGGUACCUGUGCUUCACCAGAUCAUUUUCAAAAGAAAAUAGUCAUUUAGGCAACGUCUUGGUUGAUAUGAAGCUCAUUGAUAUCAAGGACACUUUACCUGUGGGCUUCAUUCCCAUCCAGGAGACCAUCGAUACACAAGAAAUAGCUUUCAGAAAGAAGAGACUGUGUAUUAAAUUCAUCCCUCGAGAUUCUACAGAGGCAGCCAUCUGUGAUAUCCGAAUCCUGGGAAGAUCUAAACAGGCCCCUCCUCAGUACACAUUCAUAGGGGAGCUGAACAGCAUGGGCAUUUGGUACCGGAUGGGCAGAGUGCCACGCAACCACGACCCCGCUCAGCCUGCGGCUCCUCCUGCCCCAGCACCAGCUUCCACCCCUGCUCCCAACCUGCCCAGGCAUAUCUCGCUGACACUCCCGGCCAGCUUUCGGGGCAAGAGUCACAGCACCCGCCUGGACCUGGAGCACCAGCACUCCAACCUGUAUGCAAUCUCAGCAAUGGAUGGAGUGCCUUUUAUGAUUUCGGAGAAGUUUGCCUGUGCUCCUGAAGGGAUGCAGCCAGUUGAUCUCUUGGGCAUCACAAUCAAAACCCUUGCAGAAAUUGAAAAGGAGUACGACUACAGCUUCCGGACGGAGCAGAGCGCGGCGGCCCGGCUGCCACCCAGCCCCACCCGCUGCCCGCCGGUCCCGCCAUCCUGAGGGGCCGUCGGCCGGAGCAGGCGUGUGCGUGCAUACUACUGAGCGGGACACAGGACACAGGACACCGUGCUGGGACCGUCCUGGCACACCUCCGUGCACCCGGCCACCACCGCCACCCUGCGCUGCACCACCCCCUGCACACGCCGCUCUGCGCUGGGACCCCCUUCGGCAGCUGCACCCCACACACUGCUGCAGACCCCUCUCCAUGUGAGUACAGGACUGGGAGCCUUGGUCAUCCCCACUUUGUAACCCUGCUGCAGGACAGUCACAGAAUCCAGAGCUGUAGCAAACCCCUGCAAACACAGCUGGGAGCUCGCAGACCAUCGAGAACUCUCAGCCCUGAAAGGAACAGUGAAAGGCACGGCUGGGUAACGCUGCCCAAGCUGCUGUGGAGCUGGUCAGCUCUCUAUGCCUUGUGGCAGGAGGUCCCUGCGGCACUCGGUCCAGUGGCAGCACUGAGCUGCAGCAGAUGCCCCAUCCCUCUGCCGAGGCCUGGGCACAGCAGUUCUGCCACAGCCAGGAUCAGCCCCCCCCAUACACCCACUAUAGUCACUGGAUUUGCUGUAGCUGGGGGAGCUGGGGCCGCUGGCUCAUGCCUGUCUUGGACUCUCCCUGGGCACUGGCAGGGCAGGGCAGGGCGGGCAGAGCGCCAAGGUGAAGCACCUCCGCUUUGCACAGGGUGUCCAUGUGUCCAUCCGGAUCUAGACCAACAAACUCCUGUGUUUCUUUCCGUCUGGAUGCUGGCAGCACCACGCUGGCAGACCCUGGCAGCACCCUGCUGACCCGGCCAAGCUGCCUGUGGAGCCAGGACCCUGCUGACAACUGGGAUGCCAUCACCUGCCCGUCACUCGAGACAGUUCUCUAAUGUGCCCCGCUAGCUGCUAAAAUAAAAGAGAUGUGCCUGUUCCCUGGGCACUCCCAGGGAAGCACUGAACUCUGACGUGGCACAGGAUGAGAGUGGGAUGCAUUAAACCCUGACCUGAGCCCCCUGUGAUCGCUGACCUGGGCUCACUCCCGAGCCAAACGCAUGUCUUGGAGAAGUCUGUUGCUGUAAUAAGUUAUUUACAAGUGCCCAUGUGACUCCAUGCUGCUCUUUCAAGUCUCUGCUGUAAAACAAAGCUACAUCAUGGCAGCAAAAUGGCAAUUUUUGAGUAAGUGUUAAAACAUACAAUUUUUUAUAUUGUAAAAUAGUGAUUUCCUGACCCCACUGAAAUGCAAUUGCCAUGGUAACAGUAACAGUGUUGUCUCUCAGCCUGGGUCAUAUGUGUGCCCCGACCCGCUUUGCACUGCCUUGGAUUGAUCUGGCAUUUGCUAGUUGCACAGAAUGGUGACUGUCUGUGCAGGUUUUGUACUGUCAGCUUCUAUUUUUUAUUUGUACAUAUGUAAAAUAUUUCUUGUCCAAAGAUUCAUUUCUGGUUUUAAGGCACCGCACCGUACUGCUGGGAUAAUGAGCACAAAAUACUGUAACAUUCAAGACAAACUGAGUCCAGAUCUUUGCUUCAGCUGCUUCCAAUCAGGUAAAUAAUUUUCUGGAGCUGCCUCUGUAGAGCAGCCAUGUGGUUGGAGAGCAGAGGCCAGUUUGGUUGCAGGUGUGUUAGUUUUGGGCAAAAGAGUUAAGGCUGUGCCAUUUGCACCAGCUCUGGAGCCUCGCAUGACCCCCUGGAAGUGCUCGUUUACUUGGAGGUUGCAGCAACAUUUUUAGUUGUUAUUUAUCCUGCCGGAAAGAAAAGCCAGACCUCACUGCCAGGCUUCACAAAGGCCAGAUUGAUGAUGCCGACAUCGACAAAUGAACAUACCAUGGCAGCCUGGUCAUUCGGCUCAGGUUCACUUGAAGUUCAAAUCCACUCCACGCUGUAGUGCUGUACCCAUCUCAUCCAUCUCUUGUCUGUCUGUUUUUCUGCUUGUAAUUUGUUCUGUAGUUUUCUGUGACAUCCAUUUAUAGCUUCUCCUGUGGCUCAGUGGUCACGGCAGGUAGGCAGGACCUGUCUGCAGCUGUGCAUUCCUCAUAGCUUUGGGAUGAGAGCUGACCUUCCCUGUUCCCAGUGGAGGAGUGAGGGCUGCGGGCAGCACAGAGCAGCCAGCACAGUCUGCAGAGCUCCAGGGGCAGUGCUUGCCACUGGGAGAUGGAGAGACCGCUGCCAGGAGCCCUUCCUCAAGCUGCCUCUUCCCGUGUGAGGGCAGGGCUGCCUGCACAGCGGCCGGGGGGCUCAGGGAGGAGUCAGUUCUGAGGGCGCCGAGCCCUGCACUUGGUGCCACACUCCCUGGGUAUGCCUGGGAAAAUGGGUGCAGAGCUUUGAGUCCCUUCUGUGAGAUUUAGCUUAGAGAUAAAAUUGGUGCUUUAAUGUUUUAACCAACUGUUAGGUUUGCUCAGCUGCCUUGGAGAUAGUGAGCUCAGCCUGCUUUGCAGUGACCUACAGGAGACACUGGGUGCUUGAAACACUGGCAGGACAUGUGGCUGGGACAGGCAUCUACAUCUUCAGGAUAUAUUUGUAGCUACUUCUCCUCUGACACUGGGCCAGCAAAGCUGCUUAGGGGUGCACCUGUGAAGAACCUUGAGAGGUGAGUUUGCUCUCCACAGUGCGAUCCUGCACCAUGGCACUGCAGGGACACCCUGUUCCAAAUGCACAACAGGGCAGGUGCAUUUCCUCUGGGCAAAUGCAGUCAAGGUGUUUGGAGCAAGAAGCUGCAGCUGCUGAGAGCCAGCUGAGCUCUCAGCCCUGCUAACCACAGGCUGGAAAACUGGGCGAUUCCAAAAGAGAGAGGGCUCAGAGCCAGUGCUUGAAAGCACAGCGAGACACAGUGCAGGGUGGUUGACUGUGUCAGCUUCUCAAUCCACUGCUCAGAGGAAGCUUUUUUUAAUUGCACCGCUGAGUUCCCAAGAUCCAGAGUGUCAGGUCAGCAUUUCCAUGGGCAGGUUUUAUUGGCUAUUCCAUAACUUUUGUACUCCCAGCAGCUCAUUGCAAGGCUGGUCCUUGCAUCCUCGCAGUGACUCCUCCAUGCUGGCAGGUACCAUGGCCAGUAUGAGCAUCUCUCUGCAUCUUCCUCCCUGUCCGAAAUGCGACUGUGGAAGUAUUGGCCCGGGCAAUAAAUGUUCAGGGAGCCUGAUGCGGGUGUUGUCUGGCUGUGGGGAAGUCUUCUGGAGCACAAGGGGAGGGGAUGAGUCAGUGGAAAGCAACAGAAGUGGAUUUGCAGAGCUUUACCAGAUGUGCUUGGCUACCUUGCCUGAAUUUGUAGAACAAAACUGCUCUCUAGGUAGUUCAAUCUUGCGGCUGAUGGAGAAGUUAGUUUGCCAAAUUAUCAUAUAUCUGCAACAGAGACAGAAAAGCAGCAAUAAGGGGUUUGCUUACUGUAAAAUACACCUUCUGAUGUGAAUUCGUAGUGACAUGCUGCCUCCUGGAUCCCCCACAGCAAGAAGCUGGUCAUGUGCCAAGGUGACUUGUGCCCACCCAGGCCGGGCUGUGCUGUCUGCUGUGUUAACCAUAGAAAGGCAAGAAAUUAGAACAGAAAGUGACGUAGAGUGUGAACUUUGUGAUAAAAUUCAAGUGUGAACAGUUGUAGUGGGUGUGUCCCCUGUGGGAGCACCUCGUAGCCGUAGUUCCGUAGGAGUGAACUUUGUCAGACUUUUCCUGUGGCUGUCCCUGCGUGUGCCUGCAGUGUUUGUCAGAGGAUCCCUGGGAGCCUCCUGUGCAGUGAGAAGUUGCUGGUAGUCUGUAGCCUUGGGCUUGUUUGGUUUCACACCCACCACUGCUCCCUCAGUGUUCUGAGCUCUCCAGACUGAACGUGCACACUGCUGAGCCUGGAGAAUUCCCUGCAUGGGCAGGCACGUGCCAGGCAGAUGCUAGUGGCAAGGGCAUGCAUCUGCUGACCUUGGAAUCUCCUCUUCCGUGGGGCCCUGAGAUCUCCUGGGGGGAGGGAAAUCAGGAUGUGGUGCCUGCAGAGCUGGCUGGUCCCAUGUUGGCCCUCACCUCCCUGCUGCCCCCAGGGUGACAUAGGGUCUGUCUCCCCAGAUGUGCCCGUGGCCUCUCCCACGACAGCCCCAGGAGCCCAGAGAGGUGUUCCCACUCCUCCUGAAGGGCAGGCACGUCUUGCUACAUGCAGAUAAUUACCUCAGCCUUGGAGCCUUGACUAACAGCCGGGAAUCCCUGCCAGCAGUGGGAAUCCCGGCAGGGCCCAGCGGUGCUGGUGUCAGUCAUCCCCAGCCAGAUCCCCCUGGCUGUGGUGCAGGGAGGAGGGGAGGCUGCUCCCCUGCUCACAAACAAGCUCAGUGAGGUGCUGCUCAGUUCAUUCACCACAGGGAAACCAAACACUUUGGAUAUUCUGGUCAUUUGUUACAAAAUUGUUUCCUAACAGCAACAGAUUUAAAUGUCAUCAUGCAAAUGGCAGAGAAGAACCUUUUAUGCAGUUGCAAAGUGGUUUUCUAAGAUGGUUGGGUUAUUGAAAGUGAUUUUACUGUGCAUUAAUCUUAUGAAUGUUACUAUGUUUUAUAUUUAUUUUAGAUGACCCUCCUGUAUUUUACAAAGGGAAGUUUCAUUCUGUGAUAACUCAGUCUGUAUUCUUAAUAUAAUUUGUUAAAUGAAACUUGUUUUAAUCAGUUUA
Messenger RNA from Pseudopipra pipra, 9912 nucleotides. RefSeq names its product multivesicular body subunit 12B (gene MVB12B). The coding region runs from base 4366 to 5316 and encodes 316 amino acids. Gene Ontology annotation, cellular component: ESCRT I complex; late endosome. NCBI's taxonomy places the organism in Eukaryota, Metazoa, Chordata, Aves, Passeriformes, Pipridae. The record is from RefSeq and is a predicted model, not a curated record. The transcript has 10 exons. Gene Ontology annotation, biological process: viral budding; regulation of epidermal growth factor receptor signaling pathway; virus maturation.